AUGCAAAUUUAUCCUGCUGUUUUUCGAUUAGGCUGGGCAGCAUGGAGAUGGGGCAAUUGGGGAUCCGAGACUUGGUUUGGUUUUGGGUCAGACACUGGUCUAACGACCUCCUUCGAGAACGUUGGUUUGACACCCGCACAAGGCGCAGAAUUUAUAGGACAUUCUGUUGAAGCGGCAAUUGCGGAAUCUGAGUACGACAAGCUCUGGUGUGCCCUUUCCACCGCUGAUAAAACUGCAUCUACAGCAUUGGUUGAUAUUGCUCCACGUUUUUUAAAAUAG
Sclerotinia borealis F-4128 is the source of this 279-nucleotide messenger RNA. NCBI's taxonomy places the organism in Eukaryota, Fungi, Ascomycota, Leotiomycetes, Helotiales, Sclerotiniaceae. The record is from the annotation of a GenBank genome assembly.